CAUACGGUUGCCUUGCCCGAGAACAAUCAACACGCCAAAAAAUGUCGCAGCACAAUCUCAACUCUUCCCUUUCUCUGUAUCUGUCCCUCUCCCUCUCCCUCUCCCUCUCAACCCCACCUCGAUUUUUCUAAAAGGUAUGGGGUGUUUUGAUAUCUGGAAAAGAUCAUGUUGCAGUGCUUAGACGGAGUAAAGCAUAUGCUUUCUGUUGUUGUGAAUUGCUGUGAUUCCGAUUUAAGUAAGCCGCCUAGGGGUCUUGAAAAUCCAGAAGUUCUUGCGAGGGAGACAGUAUUUAGUGUGAGUGAAAUUGAAGCAUUGUAUGAAUUAUUUAAGAAGAUUAGCAGUGCUGUGAUUGAUGAUGGGCUCAUCAACAAGGAAGAAUUUCAAUUGGCACUAUUUAAGACAAACAAAAAGGAAAGCUUGUUUGCAGAUCGGGUCUUCGACUUGUUUGAUACAAAGCACAAUGGCAUAUUAGAUUUUGACGAGUUUGCACGAGCUCUGUCUGUAUUUCACCCCAAUGCACCGAUUGAUGAUAAGAUUGACUUUUCAUUUCAACUUUAUGAUCUCAAGCAGCAAGGAUUCAUAGAGAGACAGGAGGUAAAGCAAAUGGUAGUGGCUACACUUGCUGAAUCUGGUAUGAAUCUUUCAGAUGACGUAAUAGAAAGUAUCAUUGACAAGACAUUUGAGGAAGCUGAUACUAAGCAUGAUGGGAGGAUUGACAAAGAAGAGUGGCGCAGCCUUGUAUUGCGACACCCUUCUCUUUUGAAGAAUAUGACCCUUCAAUACCUCAAAGACAUCACCACCACAUUUCCGAGCUUUGUAUUUCACUCUCAAGUGGAUGAUACCUGAGUUUUGGACCUGCAUUAGUUUCUGGUGGUAUGGUUUGUUCCUUGUGUAGACAAUGGUGCCAACUGUGUGUGUAAAGGUUUGCCAAGAAGCUCUUGCAUCCAAUUAGAUGCUGAGUAAUGGAUGUGGACCUCGUCUUUACCGUUUCGAUGAAUAGAACUUUUUCAAACAUGUGAGGUUUCUAGUUUGAAUGACCUCUCUGUUUUUGUUCUUUGCUUUGGUAGUUCAUUGGGACAUGGGAAAAGAGGCAAACGAAGAGGCAAAGGUUAUGUUACUAGCGAUUGCCAUGUUUUGUUUUUGUUUUCAUGUGAAUGCUAAGGAAGUUGGUUAGUCCAACAUUCUUUUUGCAGAGGCAGCUCUGCUACCAAAGUGUAUAGAAGCCUUUUUUGGCAGAGUGAAUAAUUGAUUGUGUUUAAGUUUUUAAAAUUUUUCAUAGUGAGAGGGCUCGCUACAUGUACCAGUGUUUUAGGGGUUCAUCGGCAAGUGCAUUUCAAACCAACUGAUUUGCAAUUUUGCUAAGAUCUUGGAGGCAUUGAAAGCAGUUUUUCAAACACCAUAUGGGCUAAAACAUGUUUGUUUGACCAUAUGCUAGUUACUUGUGGAA
Molecule: messenger RNA, 1447 nt
Organism: Camellia sinensis
Lineage: Eukaryota; Viridiplantae; Streptophyta; Magnoliopsida; Ericales; Theaceae
Product: calcineurin B-like protein 2
Biological process (GO): calcium-mediated signaling
Molecular function (GO): calcium ion binding; kinase binding
Source: RefSeq, a predicted model, not a curated record